This is a messenger RNA of Dentiscutata heterogama, 876 nucleotides long. The record is from the annotation of a GenBank genome assembly. NCBI's taxonomy places the organism in Eukaryota, Fungi, Glomeromycota, Glomeromycetes, Diversisporales, Gigasporaceae.
CCUUUCAAAAACGGUUUAAUUCGCAAACUUUAGAUAUAAAAGGGCCAUUGGAUGGUGUUCGUGUUCUAGAAUUAGGACAAAUCAAAAUUGAAACACCAGGAUCAGGCGAUCCGAUCCGUGUUUGGCGAAACAUAGAUAUUGAUGGUGUCAGUCCAUGGUUUCGCUCAAUGGGCAGAAAUAAAAAGUCAUGUGAGAUAAAUCUACGAACAGAAGGUGGAAGAAAACUAGUUCGCCAAUUGGCUGAUAAGUGUGAUGUUUUACUUGAAAACUUUCGUCCUGGUACGAUGGAGAAAUGGGGGCUUGGACCUGAUGAACUUUACAAGACAAAUCCUUCGUUAAUAUACACGCGAGUUUCUGGGUUUGGGCAAACAGGUCCUUAUGCAUCAAAACCAGGCUUCGCGUCAGUAUGCGAGGCAAUGGCAGGAUUUCGAUAUAUAACCGGUUUUCCAAAUAUGCCACCGGUUCGCCAAAAUAUAUCCAUAGGAGAUUCAUUGGCUGGAUUGACUGCGGCAUUCGGAACUGUUAUGGGACUUUUGGCUAGGAAUAAAAUUACUUCAAGUGAUAAAACUGGUCAGGUGAUUGACGUAGCCAUUUAUGAAAGCAUGUUUAAUAUGAUGGAAGGCAUUUUACCUGAAUAUGAUAGAUUUGGAGAAAUAAGGCAACCUUCUGGUACUUCUGUCACUGGUAUUGUACCUACAAAUGCGUACCCGUGUUCAGAUUCUAAAUAUGUAAUCAUUGGUGGAAAUGGAGAUACAAUAUACAAACGACUGAUGAAAGCUAUCGGAAGGGAAGAUCUCAUCACUGCAGAGUAUGAAACUAACAAGGAACGUGUUAAACACAAAGAAUUGAUUGAUAAUGCAAUUUCAGAUUGGACGC